AUGGAUGCUGUGUUUGACUGUCGGAGGACGGAUCCCCCGCCACCUGUCAUCACAGAGGGAGCGACGCAGUGUUCCACGGACCUGAUAAGGUCGUCUUUUCGUUUACGUCAGCGCUCUCAGGAGGCUGACAAACCUCACAGAAGGAAGGGAGGAAAAAAAUACACCUGUGAUCAGUGUGGGAAGGAUUUUACUAGUAAGGGUUCAUUAAAAAAUCAUCAAGUCAUCCACACUGGAGAGAAGCACUUCAGCUGUGACUUGUGUGGAAAGUCUUUUACCCUGGCUGGAAACUUAAAAAUGCACCAACUUAUCCACACUGGAGAGAAGCCGUUCAGCUGUGAAUUGUGUGGAAAGUCUUUUACCCAGGCUGGAAACUUAAAAAUGCACCAACUUAUCCACACUGGAGAGAAGCCGUACAGCUGUGACUUGUGUGGAAAGUCUUUUACCCUGGCUGGACACUUAAAAACGCACCAACUCAUCCACAGUGGAGAGAAGCCGUUCAGCUGUGACUUGUGUGGAAAGUCUUUUGCCCUGGCUGGAAAUUUAAAAGGACACCAACUCAUCCACAGUGGAGAGAAGCCGUACAGAUGUGAUCAGUGUGGCAGAGCUUUUAAUCGCAGUAGCCACUUAAUGAGUCAUCAAGUUACCCACUCUGGAAUUAAGGCAUACAGCUGUGACUAUUGUGGAAAAACUUUCAGUCAGCUAGGGUACAGAAAUGCACACCUACGCAUUCACACUGGACAUGAUGUGUACAGCUGUGAUCAGUGUGGGAAAAAGUGUGGAACAGAUGCACAGUUACAACGCCACAUGUUUACCCACACUGAGGAGAGACCUCAUAAAUGUGACCUGUGUGAUAAGACUUUUAAAACUCCACAGCACCUGAGAUCACACCAACAGAUCCACAGCAGAAAGAGACUCUACAAGUGCAGUUACUGUGAGAAGCAGAGCCACACAGAUGGAUCCAGUUCUCAACCCUGUCAUCGCUGUGGUGGUGGGAAAGCGUUUCGCUGUGACCUUUGUGGGAAAACUUUCAGUCAUCAAGUGAGCCUAAAAAUACAUCAGCGUAGACACACUGGACACAAACUGAAGUACUGCAAAGAAUGUGGGAGAAGCUUCACCACAACAGGUGCAAUAAAACGUCAUGAACUCAUCCACAGUGGGGUUAAAAAGCACCUCUGUGACCAGUGUGGGUCAUCCUUCAUCACUGCAGGUGUCCUUAAAGCGCAUAAACGAGUCCACACAGGAGAGAAACCCCUCUUUGAGGUCAGAUACCUGCAGCUUGACCUGCUCAGACGAGGAGGCUUUGGGUUGGUUUAUGCCGGGAUAAGAAAAGGAGACAAUGUACCAGAAAUGAUGAAGCAGCUCGUGGAUGCAUCCUUGAAUAUGCUCUCCAGUGGUGUCUUCCAUCGUGACAUCAAGGCAGAAAACCUGCUGAUUGAAACCAGCUCCAAUGGUCUUCGACUGCGUAUCCUGGACUUUGGAUGUAUCUGUAUCAUGCAGGACGAGCCCUACACCCACUUCUGUGGGACAAAAAUGUUCUCCCCUCCAGAAGUUCUCAUUCAUAAGAAGUAUGAGGCUGCACCCACCACUGUUUGGCAGCUGGGUCUGAAGCUGCGCCAGGACUUUGUCCUUUUUUUCUCCCUCACACAAAGUUUGGAGAUGCUGCUCCACCUCUCAGACCGCUCCUAG
This is a messenger RNA of Archocentrus centrarchus (flier cichlid), 1686 nucleotides long. RefSeq names its product zinc finger protein 345-like. Bases 1 to 1686 code for a protein of 561 amino acids. Gene Ontology annotation, biological process: protein phosphorylation; regulation of DNA-templated transcription. The record is from RefSeq and is a predicted model, not a curated record. The transcript has 7 exons. NCBI's taxonomy places the organism in Eukaryota, Metazoa, Chordata, Actinopteri, Cichliformes, Cichlidae. Gene Ontology annotation, molecular function: RNA polymerase II cis-regulatory region sequence-specific DNA binding; protein kinase activity; ATP binding.